Messenger RNA from Clonostachys rhizophaga, 258 nucleotides. The record is from the annotation of a GenBank genome assembly. Lineage: Eukaryota; Fungi; Ascomycota; Sordariomycetes; Hypocreales; Bionectriaceae.
AUGUUGUACGCUUGGCUGCAAAUCACAGAUCAAGAUGGGAAAAAGCAAAGAGAAUUUGAAAAUUUGAGAACGAAGGGAGGGGUGACGGAACAGGAGUUGCCUAACCUGGGCAAAUCAAUCACCAAGCCGUGCCGCAACUCGCCCGGUACAGACACAGCAGAACCCGUACCACGACUGUGUCCCGGCCUAGCUGGGACUGCAUUUGCAGCCGCCGGUUCUGUUGCAAACAACCGAGUGUUCAUCGCAAACCCCGGGUGA